AUGCACAAUUUCCGUAACAAGGUGGAUGUCGCCAAUAAUGCUGCCGCUGGUUCUAGUGAUGCUGUUCCUGGUGACCCUGCCGCUGUUUCCGCUCCUAGUACUGUCUCUACCAACCCCAAGGCCAAGACCAAGGGUGCUGUCUCUGGAAAGACGCGUGCCCCCAAGGAGGAAGAGGACGAUUAA
Messenger RNA from Pseudomassariella vexata, 183 nucleotides. RefSeq lists its product as uncharacterized. The transcript is spliced from 2 exons. The record is from RefSeq and is a predicted model, not a curated record. Bases 1 to 183 code for a protein of 60 amino acids. Lineage: Eukaryota; Fungi; Ascomycota; Sordariomycetes; Amphisphaeriales; Pseudomassariaceae.